Sordaria macrospora k-hell is the source of this 744-nucleotide messenger RNA. RefSeq lists its product as uncharacterized. NCBI's taxonomy places the organism in Eukaryota, Fungi, Ascomycota, Sordariomycetes, Sordariales, Sordariaceae. The record is from RefSeq and is a predicted model, not a curated record.
AUGAAGAUCUCACUGCUAUCUCUCAUCACGUACGGGCUGGCAGUGGAUGCACAUGCCAUCUUCCAGAAACUCUCGGUCAACGGCAAAGACAACGGUCAGCUCACGGGCAUCCGCGCACCGGGAAACAACAAUCCCGUUCAGGAUGUGAGCAGCAGCAACAUGGCAUGCGGAGCUUCUGGCACCAAGUCCCAGACCGUGAUAAACGUCGCACCGGGCGACCGAUUGGGGGCUUUCUGGGGACAUGUUAUUGGCGGCCCCCAGUUUCCAAAUGAUCAGGACAAUCCAAUCGCGAAGUCCCACAAGGGACCUGUUAUCGCCUAUCUUGCUAAAGUCAACGACAACGCGGCAUCGGCCAGUUCGACCGGCCAACAGUGGUUCAAGAUUUGGCAGGAUGGCUUCGAAACCAGUAGCCGGAAAUGGGGUGUCGAUAACAUGCUCCAAAACAACGGCUGGACUUACUUCAAUCUGCCCAAUUGCAUCGCGCCUGGACAAUAUCUCUUGCGCGUGGAGAUCAUUGCCUUGCAUUCGGCGAAGAACUCAGGCCAGGCCCAGUUCUACCAGUCGUGUGCUCAGAUCAACGUUUCUGGGUCCGGCUCCUACACGCCUUCGUCGACCGUGAGCUUCCCCGGUGCCUAUAAGUCGAACGAUCCGGGCAUCCUGAUCAACAUUUACGGUAAGCUGGGUCAGCCUGAUAUGGACGGCAAGCCGUACACCGUCCCCGGGCCGGCACCGAUUACGUGCUGA